GGACAACAAAAACUUACACCGAGUUAGAAAAUUGUAAAGUCUUUUAUCAGAAAGUCGGCACUUCAUUAUAUUUUUCUCACUAUGUAAAAAUAAUUUGCAUGCGUUAUGCAAAUAUAUAUACAUAGUGUGCUUUUUAAUUACAUAGACAGCGUAAGUAAAUUACCGUAUACUAAUUGGGAAAAAUUCAACUCCGUGUAAGUUUACACAGUUGAGCAGGAAAGUAACUGCUAGAAGGUAGCUAGGUAGGCUAAUGUUAAGCUUUAAUCAGCGAAGGAGCGUUCUAUCCCACAGCAGUUCAGAUGGCUGUACGCUGGUUAUGCAGCAGGUGGGGCAGAGUCAGGUGAUCAUCGGCACUGAAACACAAUGGUUUUAACAGUGUAUGGAAGCUGGGGGUUUUUUUGUUCGGUGCUUUUAGGUUUGAAAUCAUUCGUUUAAUCUGUGUAUGCUUUAGUUACGCCUUUAUUUCUAAACUAAGUAGCUUUGAAUGGUAGUGAAUGAAGACCGUGGUUUCUAUCGUGGGAGGGGCGACACCAUUCCGACCGCAGUCAUUCAGUCAGUGACAGAAGAAGAUUCGGUGGGGAGGUAGUGAAGCUGACCCGGGAGCAUAACCGAAAUUCCUGCCUUCGCCUCACCACGCUCGGAAGCCUUUUUCUUUCACAGGCCGAUCUGGCUGAUGGAAACAGAGCUCGGCCACAAUGUGCGCGAAUGUGUUCGGCGUUUUGAAAAGUCUCUUUGGGAAGCCUUUUGAUGGUGGAAAAAGGAUGGACCAUGGCGGUCCACAGGACCAGCAGCAGCAUCCGGCGGAGCAGCAGCAGCCUUACCAUCCGCAGCCUCCUGCGAUGAUGAGACUCUACGAGGUCCAGAAAGAGGUCUCGACUCUGGGGCCGCAGGUCUGCACCUUCAGCGGCCUGCAGAACGACCGAGAGUACAAGCGCAUGGAGCGCGAGCUGACCCAGCUGCUGCUGCAGGUGGACCAGGUGGACACGGAGGGCAAGCUGGAGCUGCAAGGAGCGCGCAAGAGGGCUGCGCAAGAGGUGGAGGGCCUCCUGCGGUACCUGGAGGAGAACGCCUCCCACCCGUCCCGCCUGGCCAUCGACGAGCUGAGCAACGCGGCGCGGGAGCUGGUGGACGAGCGGGUGGUGGCGCCGCAGCGGGCCGGCGGGGUGGCGGAGAUAAACGACGAGCUGGUGGACGCCCUUCAGGAGCUCGUCCUCAGGCUCACCCAGAUCAAGACUGAAGGCCGGGUGCCGCUCCGCAAGGCGCGCUACCGAGCGCUCACGCGGCUCUGCGCCGUGCAGGACGUGCUGGAGAGCCGCACGCCGCAGCAGACCCUCUCUCUGCCCCUGUCGGGGGACACCCACGAGGCCGUGAACCGCAUCAACCAGGUCAUGGUGAAGGUGAGCAUGGCUCGCAGCCAGCUGCUGGCUCUGCUGAUGGGGCUGAGCGGGAGGGACAGCUGCGCGCACCUGUCCCGCAUCCUGACGGAGCUGCAGGUGGAGCUGGACGCCCUGGACGUCUCCGGUAACGCGGCGAUCCGGAAUUACAGGAAGCAGGUGGUGGAGGAAAUAAACGGCCUGCUAAAACACCUGGACCUAGAGGGAGAGGGGGACGACACUCGCAGGUACGAUUUGGCGCAGAACAACUCCAUCCGUGAGAUCGAGGCCGUGCGAGCCCACGUCUCCCACUUACGAGAGGGUGUCCUGCGACACUGCGUGACGGGUGACCUCAGCUUCCGGCCCAAAGCCGAACUCCAGAGCCUUCUCACCCACCUGGACCAGGUGGACACGGCCAAAAACCCGUGCAUCAGAGAGGCCCGCCGCCGCGCCGUGGUCGAGGUCCAGGCCGUCGUCACCUUCCUGGACCUCCGCGAGGCGCUGGUGUGCCGCCAGCCGGGCCCCGGGGAGCACCCGUCGCACCGGGCCGUCUGGCUGGUCCUGGGCAGCCUCUCCGACCUGCAGGCCCAAGUCCUGGGCUUUGACGGCAAGCGGGCCGACAAGAGCUACAUGAUGCUGGAGGAACUGCUGACCAAACAGCUGCUGGCACUGGACGCUGUAGAUCCACAGGGCGACGCGUCCACCAAGAUGGCACGGAAGCAAGCGGUGAAGUUCGCCCAGAACAUUCUCAACUACCUAGACAUGAAGACGGACGAGUGGGAGUAUUGAUUAAUCCAGGACCACGUCAGGUCGGACACGGCUGCAGGAAUUAAAGGAGCUUGAAAAUGGAGCGUCAUCAUUCCGUCAGCUGUAAAUAUUGCCUGAAAUACCCAGAAUCCACUGCAGCAGAGCUUCUUUUUUUUCCCUCUUUUGUGGUAGUCAAGGCCAACCCAUAUGAAACUCCUUUUGUGAAACACAUUUUGACACGUAUUUUUCUGUGUGCUCUUCGACAAUUUUGUGUGUGUGCGCGGGUGUACGCGUGUGUGUGUGUGUGUGUGUGUGUGUGUGAUUUCCUUGUUGGUGUCAUUGUGUUUUGGUGUAUGGUAGUAGGAGCCUGCAGCCAAAGCACUGAGUAACGCUCGUUGUCUUCUCCUCCAGACUGCACUUCAUAUUGAUAAAACGUUCAGUUAGAGUGAUUGUAAAUCAGUAGCCUCUUUUAUUAUCUUGACUGUCAGUUGCUAAUGGCGACAGCUGGUGAUACGCUACCAGAGGCAGGGGUGGCUCAUUCUGUAUAAUUAGAAAAACCAGGCAGUAGCUGUGUUUCCGCUCCAAAUGUGUGCAAAACUUUGUCUAUUGUGCUAGUGUAAAAAAAGACAACACAAGUUGCGGUGUUCCCAUUAAAUGAGACACAAUUAAAAUCACACGUGAAUAAGUUUGUUCACGCGGUAAGUCAUUAAGGUCCGUGCCGCGCUUCCAACUUCUUCCUGUUGUCGUUGCCUUUGUGGUUUUCGCCAGUGGCAAAAACCACAAAGACGUGGUUCGACAAUGUCCAGUUGUUGAUCAUCUGAAUCAAAGAAAAUGUUUCCAUUGCAACUUAGCGAAAUAAACCGAUUUUUAAAAAAUUAUCUCAUCUUUGCGUCACACGACUCGCAUGAUCAACAGCGACCAGAUGUUGCCACUGGCGCAAACCACGAAGAAGAAAACGGGAGGAAACAGAAAGAUCAUGGUGCUGCAUAUUUUUAAUAUUUUGUGACCAAACUUAUUCAUGUGUGAUUUUAACUUAUUUCUUAUUUAGUGGAAACACAGCAAUUGCAAAAAUUGUGUUUUUUUUUUUUUUACAUUAACAAAUUAUUGACAACUUUUUGCGCACAUUUAUAAUGAAAACGCAGCUAUUUCAGGCUGAUGUUACUGCAUUUUCUACUUUAUUACAUCUUCGAAUUAGACAGUAGGAGGUUAGAUUGCUAAUCUACGAUCAUUCUCCACUGAAGAAGCAAGAGUCUGAAUUUUGAGGCCAAUUUCUGAUCUAUGAUUUUUGUAAAGCUUCGACCUGCCGAUGUAGAUUUAGAUCCGAUCUGAUUUCUCCCCUUGAGUUGUAAUAUAGCCGCGUCUAAUUACAGCAUUCAGAAUAAUUUCUCCUCCACAGGAAGAAGGCCAGAAAAAUUAGGUUAUCAGGAGGAGAAGUGACAUCACACCACAUCAGUUGCUGUCAAAUACAGUUUUGAUCAUUUAAGCAUGCGUCCAACUUAAGGCGCGGGGGCCAAAUGUAGCUCCCGUAGUUUUUAUGUGGCCCUCUAGACUCCAGAGCAGAGGGAUCUAAAGCGACUCCAGAGGGCCGUUUGAUCAGGUGGUUGACACAAAUGGAGACUUUUAUUUGUAACCAGGAAAAAACUAUUACAGACAAAUAGAAAUCUUAAAAAUGUUGGCUAUGGUACAAAGUAUUCAAUGACCGAGCUUUUUGUAUUCUCUUGUGAGAAUCCAUCCAUUCAGCAGACUUGACGUUUUUCCCCUUGAGACAAAAUAUUUGGAUAGCUCUGCUCCAGAGGAGCACAAGAGAACAGCUUUGUGCUUGAACAUCAUUUGAUCAAAUUUAAGCCGUUUUUAAUCAGUAAACAGCCAAAUAAAACAUCAGUUUUGUUUUAGAUUUAUCGAUUGCGGAAAUUCACACAAAAUCAGCAGGUAUCCACAUCUUUUGGAUACCACUGCAGCAGAGCUUUUUUUUUUUUCUUCUCCAAAAUCCAUUUGCAGAAUUUUGAGUUUACUGCAAAUUGUCGAAAUCGUUUAAUUCAAGUUAUGCUACUUUCCACCUAUGGGUGGCAGUAUUUCUUACUUUUAAUACAAUACUGCCUCAGAUUUCAUCAGGUUGUAAUCCACCAUCAACAAAGUCACAUUGACCGCCAUAUAUUAGUGUAAAUACCUCAAAAUUCUUUGUAAAUAUUUCUAAAUUAGCACCAAAAAGUCUGUGAUUCUGAUAGCAAAAAAAAGUCACAAAAUCAAUCACCAUAACUUGGAGGGGGGGGCAGAGGGAGGUUGCAACCAGCUCAAAAGGAGAAAACAGAGCGACUUUGCUGCUAAGCCUUCAUGUUAUCAGCCCAAGUCUCGCUCUCUCACAGAUUUUAUUUUCUAAGUGAGCUAAAAGAAAUGGUCUGUUUCAAGUCACCGACCUGUCCCCGAGUCUCGAGAGUCGGGGCCCAAAGCGCCGAAGCUCCACCCGAAAAAAACAGCCUAACAGUUGACAAAGAAGCACUAAAAAUCUAUUUUAAGAUUACUUGGAAGUCAUGGAUGAAUGUUUUUUUUUUUUUUUUUUAGCAGAAAGCAGGAUGUUACAGAGAUGGAAGACUUCAGUUUUAGCUGCAUCUCUUGUCGUCUGUUCUCAGAUGUUUGUCCUGACCGUGUUGUGAUCACACCAGGCUGGAAAUAGAUCAGAUAUGAAUUAUUCCAGGAGAAGCGUGGCGAUAUUUCGCCGUCGCUGCUUCUGUGGCUUCUCGUCUGUCUAUUUGUUUCCACCCGCUGCUUUCUGUUGACGGAGGAGUGCGACUGAAGCCUUUUGAGGAAAUUGGACAGAAAGAGGCCGAGGCGACGAUCUCCGCAGGACUGGCGUGUCGAGGCUGAAGCUCUGGGGGGGCCCCCGCUGGAGGGCCCCUCGGCAGGGAGGCGCUGACGGAGAUCACAGUCGACAGAACCUUCUAGAAACUUCUCCGAGCUGCUGGAGAAGGAGGGAGAGAGAGAAAGGACGUGUAGAGAAGUCUGGAGCUCUGUGCCUUUUUACUUUUCAGCCUUUUUUUUACCCAUCAGUUUGUGUAAGACGGCGUCUUAGUGUAGCAAAAAUAGAACGCGUUGUUUAAGGUAUGCAUCAAUGCACUAGAAUAGGACACCAAGUACUGAAUGUGUUUUAUUGAGAGAGCACCUUGGCCAGUAUCACAACAUGUUCACUGGGAGUUUGUUUUUUAUGUUUGUUGUAUCUCCUUUUCUUUUCUGUUUUUUUUAUAAAUGCUUAUUUAUUUCCCAACAAAGUUCUAAUUAGACUGACAUCUUAAUCGGGCAACUAUACGAGUUGCUUUCUCCUAAGGCGUCAACUGUAGCCCAAUAAUCUACUGACAGAACCAUUUAUCAUUAGUUGGAGAGCUUCAAAAAAGAUACAGUGUUCUGUAAAUAUAUUCAUAUGCCUGGACCUUUUUCACAAACAGCCACAAACGUCAAUGUAUUUUAUUGGGAUUUUAAGAUGGAGAACAACACAAUAUUUAGAUUUUUUUAUGGAUAAUAUAUCCCUAAUAUAUAUAUAUAUAUAUAUACAGACUAUAUAUACAGACUGAUGUUAAGUUCCAUUUUGUUGCCGUUUGUUUAUGUGUUUCAGAAGCGGGAGGAUGGGUUUGGUCAUUUGGUAGUUAAGUAAUUACUUUUUUUUUUCCUAACAAAUGAAAGUUUCAAAAGCAUUUUAAUACAUUUUGUAUUUACUCUGAUACCCUUAAAUUAAAACCUGUGCACUGCAAGGUUAUUAUUUAUUUAUAAUUUACAAAUGCAAUGCACUUGUCAAAUCUGACAGAGCGGCACUGCUCGUCACCAUGGAAACACCAUCCCUAUGUUGAAGCAUGUCAGUGGCAGCAUCAUUCUGUGGGGAUGCUCUUCAGCAGGCAUUUAGGGUCUGCUCAGAUAAAUAAAUUGAAUUUAAAUUCAAAAAUAAAGAAGUUGAUUUGGAUUAUUAAUCACAUUUCUUAUUAAUAUAUUUAAUUAUUAAUUAGAUGAGUUUGUGGCAGCACUUGAAAGCUGUUCUCCCUCCAAUAUUAAUAAACUUAAGCUAUUUUGCAAAUAGCAGUUUGCUUCACUUUCAAGAAAUGUGAAAAAGCUCCAGUGGUUUGAAUACCUUCCCAAACCUAAAUCCAGCCUCUUUAUAUAAAACUGAAUUCUGCACUGCCUACAUUAAACUGUUUUUUUUUUUUUUUUUGGCAUGACUGUUUACAGCUGAGUUUUGUAUUUAGGUCACUGAACUGUCUGGAAACGCAGUGGAGUCUGCUGUUUAUACACCAAGCUAACAUCCAGUGCAGCUUCAGUUUAUUUAUGCGAAAUGUAAAUUAGAGGUUUGUGCCGAUAUGCAGAAAAACCACAAUUGUAUACAUGAGGCACAGCAUGUGACGGCCUGUAGCUUCAGAAAGUAAACUAAACUAAACUCCAGCCUGGGCUUUGAAAUUUACAACAGGCCAUUCAGCCGAUGCGGCGUUGGCGUUUCUGCUUGAAAUGACGUGGAGUUCAGAAUUCGUCACAACAGCGUUUGAUAAAACGGACAAAAGUGCAGCAUCAAAAUGCUUUUAAAGACAUCUAAUCUCCUCUUAAGAAUAAAUGUUUUGAGUUAUCACUCCCCCCAAAUGUUUCGUUAUUGCACUGAAAAACAAAUUUGGUCAAGAGAAAAGCAUUUAAUAAAAAGAAAAAGUCAUACUCUGGUUCCGGAAGUGUGCACACCCCUCAACUAAUACUUCAGAUGCAAUUGAAGAAUUCAAGUCUUCUUGAGUUCUCUACUGUUAGUCACACUAACAGGCUAACCUGAAGUAUCUUAGUAUCACUGUGAGUCCAAACAUAUUAAAAUAAAUAAUGUCUCCACCUGGAAAAAAUCUGUGGUUGUCACCUGAAGAGAGCUUCGGACAAAAGAUACCGUCACAGUCCGGCAGAUGAACUGAAUUUAAAUGUGUCGCGCUGAUGGACUUUAGCCAAAGAGAACGAUAUUCUGAAAUUAAUGUAAUACUGUGCACAGAUAUAUGUAACCAGAAUGUGGCUAGCUCUGAAUAUUUUUGACUUUUAAAAUGAAUUUGAGAGUAUUGACAUAAUUCAUCAUGGUCUUUUUUUGUUUGUUUUGUUACAAAAACCAGCCAUUUUUGGAGAUAAUUUUUUUUCAUGUAAUUAAUGCAACUGUUUGUUACAUUUUGGCAUUGAUUAUUCUCUAAACUCAUAUUUAUUUAAGCAUCUUCACAUUAAUUUACUUCUUUUUUUUCUGCCUCCAGUUCCUGGGUUUUUCAUUGCAGCACUCGUGUAACUCCAUCAAUAUGCGCAGCGUCAACAUGUGCAGCCCUCCUUGUUCUUCAGUUUGAUUUAUUUCUACUCUAAUCUUGACUAAAUCGUCUUUUUUAAGAAAUAUUUACAGGACAAAUACCAAAACUUAAGUAUGGCAGAUUGGUUCAAAGCAACUUUAAAAGUGAAAGAAGUUCAAGCUGUCAGAUUGUCCCACAGUGCUUUGGGUGAGCCGACUUCACAAACUGGUAGUUGUUGUUUUCCUUGGUGUGGUUGCUGAGAGGGUAAAUGUACAUUAAAGGGUCACAUCUCCUGAUGGCUUUCCCAAAACCGCUGAGAACUGACUGCGUCUUAAUACACAGCAAAAUCAUAUCUGAUAAGAUCAUCUUAUAUCUGCUGCAGCCACUUUUUGGCACGAAGCCUCCAGCUUGUCCUGCGUGUCCAGACGAACGUGGUGUCGUUUGCGAGCCGUGGUUUUUGCUAGUCGUACAAAGACAAACUCACACACAGCCUACACUCACUUUUUUCUGCCUAAUUCACAAAACAGUCACGGGGAAAAGAAAGUACACCCUCUUUUAUUCAAAGUUUUUACCUUUGAGGGUACUCUGGCUGUACAAUGAGUUCAGGCUAGCCUCAGGUUGAACUGUAUUCUCACCCUGGUUUAGCAAAUGAUGUCAACAUUAUGAAGGAAAAUCGAAGUUCCUGCUUUGAUUGAAUGAGAUUUUAGAGGGGAAGUAGCUACCACUGAUCAAAGAACUUGAUUGGAUGAUCAGGAUUCUGUCCUUUUUCUCAGAACUAUAACCGACUCUUAGAAAAUAGGAGUUUAUGUCUUGGCUGUCCAGUGUUGUUGGUCACAGUAUUCAGUGACCAACAACACUGAAUGCAGUUGUUGGUCUGGGAGAUACUGGUGUGUAUUGAAGGGAACAACAACAACUGUAAAGAAGCAACUACUGUUACCUGAAAGAGUUCAUGAGGUCAUUUCCAAAAUGUCUAGCAUUUAGAAGUGAGAAAUAUUAUUUACACUCAAUGUCUGUCAAAAUUGCUACUGUGCUCAAAGAAAUAAAAUUUAAAAAAUCAACAGCUUCACAAAUUUCGUGCAAAUUUAGUAACAGGUUAGGGAAGAGGAUUAGUGCCACUAAAAAAAAAGAAUCCAGUUUUUUUUUUACUCAGAAUUCGGACUCUUUCUUUUCGGGAUUCGGGCGUUCUGACAGUUAUUCUCAAAAUUCCGACAUCUUAAAGCCUCGACAAAGAACGAGACAAAAUUCUUCCUCUACAACAAACAGGAAACAACAUCUGAGCGUUAAAUCCUCCGGAGGCGGAGAGGCUUCAAAGGAAAAAGAGGGUGUGCUUUCCUUUGACUCACAAAAACGUUCUGCUUACUUCUACUACUACUACUGCCUGCUUUGUGUGCAUUACUUAUUUUAUAAUGUAGCACUUUCAAACGAUGCAGCAACACAGAUUCAUACCUUGUGCUUCCGGAAGAGUUAAAAGGACAGGAUGGAAGGUGAAGAAGAAGAAACAAUCAACACAAAGUGAAGGAUUUAGUUGGGAUCGUUUUUCCCGCCGGAAGCCAUGUUUACAGUCUUUUAUUUACUGUCAGAAUGACCUACCUGUCAGAAUGUUGAUCAUUAUCAAUAACAGAUUUUAAGGUGUGGAUUAGACAAACAGGUUUAUCUCAAUAAUUUAGAAUGUUAUUAAAAAGUCCAUUUACAAAGUGAAACCCAUCAUUUAGAUUAAUUCCACACAUUUUGUUUUUAUAUUUUCAUGUGAAAUAUAAUAAUUUUCUGCUUACUGCUAAUAAAAGCAUGGCAUUUAUCUGCUUAGAAUAUUAAAAUAUUAUGUAAGACUCAUUGAAAAGAGACAUUUUUAAUACAGAAAUGUGGGCUUAAUGAGUGCGUUUUGUAACGGGUCUCAUCAGAACACAGAUACUGAUUUACUGAGACGUACCUGCAAACCGAAUCAAUCUGAGCCAGUAUUCAAACAUUUAUCCCAAAGAUUUUAUAUGAAUAUAAAAGCCCAGUGUUUUACCACAUCAGAACACGGGUGUGUUAUUUAUUUGGGGAGUUUUUUUAGGGGUUUUUUUCCAACCUCUAACAGCUUCCUGCUUGUUAAGAGUCUGAACUUGGCAGGGGGAGUCCAUUAAAGUGUAGUUAAAAACUCCGAUCCAGAUGGGAUUCAGUUCAGUUAUUUACACGGAGCAAACAGUUUAAAGGUCAGAUUUGUCUCCACUCGGCUCAGUGUAGUCUUUUAUGUCGGUUCUUGUUUUUUUUUAAACAUUUUUCUCACACUCACCGCCUUGCAAAAAGUAUUCAUGUCUUAUGGACUUUUGUAUUUUGUCACAUUGCAACCGCAAAUUUCAAUGUUUUAGUAUUUCAUUAAAUGGGGCAACACAAGGUAGCACGCAAUCAUGAGUAAAAUAGACAGAUACGUUUUUACAUCCUAAUAAAUACAAAACUGAGAAGUGUUGAAUGCAGUUGUAUUCUGAUAUUCAUAAGUGAAUUCCAGUACAAGUGAUUUCCCUAAGAAGACUAAUAAGUACUUAACAGAGUCCAUCUGUGUGUAUUGUUGUACAAGGUUCUGACUAAAGGGAGCUGCGUCCUAAAGCAUGCCAUGUUUUACAGAUUAAUAAUAAAAAAAAAAACAGGUGGAAAAUUGUCUGAAUUUUAUCUCCACUUUACAAUGACUUUUGGUGGUUUAUCGCAUCGAAUACGACAAAGUCUGGGUGUAAUGUCACGAACUGUGGAGGGGCGUGAAUACUUUAACAAGGCAUUGCAGUAGCAGCAUGUGUUAUUAAAGAAUGACAGGAAAUGCCUCAAGAUUGAAUGAUUGUGAAGCUACAAAAAGACUGGAUUUAUCGGACUGUAAAAGUUGAAUCAUUAUCCAUCCAUCCAUUGUCUAACACCCUUGUCCCCAGUGGGGUCAGGAGGGGUGCUGGUGUCCAUCUCCAGCUAACGUUCCGGGCGAGAGGCGGGGGUCACCCUGGACAGGUCGCCGGUCUGUCGCAGGGCAUCCAACAUUCAUUACUUUCUCUUUUAUGAGCCUUAGAAGAACAAUGUUUGAAAAGACCAUUUUAAAUGUCAAACACGGUUUAAAGUCGGCCUCCAAGCUAAAUAUUUCAUCUGAAGGAGGCAACAUUUGUAUUUUUAUGGUGAGGUCAAAUUUAAAUGGGACUUUGGUGCAUCACCGUUGCUUAUUGUUUCAGUCUGAUGAUUUUAUAGUCUAUUUCUUUCUGGGUGGGGAACAGUAAAAAUCAAAUGGAAAAACAAAACAAAACAGGAAUCUAUUUUCCUAUUGAAGCCAGUCUCUAACCUAGAAACUAGCCUUGCGUUUCUGUCUGCAAACACCAUUACUCCCUUAAGAGGUGGCUGGAGUCCUGCGUGUAGUUUAUUCCUCCAAAUACCCGAUGUUAAGUUGCCUUUAACUGCACUGACUGUCACAGGUGUUUUAUGAUUUUUUUUGUUUGUUUGUUUGUUUCGUUUUGUUUCCAAAAGCUGCGCUUGUACAAAAAGCACACCGCUACCGGACUGACCGUGUCGUGUGAAUGCUCCAUGGAUGGCUGUGUUUCAGAUUUGUAUUCCCAAAUUCCAAAAUAAAGAUGGUCUUAUUCUGCA
Messenger RNA from Xiphophorus hellerii (green swordtail), 10978 nucleotides. RefSeq names its product BCL2 associated athanogene 5 (gene bag5). The record is from RefSeq and is a predicted model, not a curated record. Gene Ontology annotation, cellular component: nucleus; cytoplasm; membrane. Gene Ontology annotation, molecular function: adenyl-nucleotide exchange factor activity; protein-folding chaperone binding. The coding region runs from base 696 to 2162 and encodes 488 amino acids. The transcript has 4 exons. Gene Ontology annotation, biological process: protein stabilization; negative regulation of protein ubiquitination; regulation of inclusion body assembly. Lineage: Eukaryota; Metazoa; Chordata; Actinopteri; Cyprinodontiformes; Poeciliidae.